Vicia villosa (hairy vetch) is the source of this 652-nucleotide messenger RNA. RefSeq names its product leghemoglobin Lb120-34-like. Gene Ontology annotation, molecular function: oxygen binding; heme binding. The record is from RefSeq and is a predicted model, not a curated record. Bases 79 to 519 code for a protein of 146 amino acids. Lineage: Eukaryota; Viridiplantae; Streptophyta; Magnoliopsida; Fabales; Fabaceae. The transcript is spliced from 4 exons.
AUUGAAGGCAAAAUUAUCACAUUGCCAACACAAAUAACACAGCAAAAAGAAGAAAAAAAAAAGAAAAAGAAGAGAAAAAUGGGUUUCACUGAAAAGCAAGAAGCUUUAGUUAAUAGCUCAUGGGAGUUAUUUAAACAAAACCCUGGCAAUAGUGUUCUGUUCUAUACUAUUAUAUUGAAAAAAGCACCAACUGCAAAGGGAAUGUUCUCUUUUCUUAAGGAUUCGUCUGGAGUAGUGGAUAGCCCUAAACUUCAAGCCCAUGCUGAAAAAGUUUUUGGAAUGGUGCGCGACUCAGCUGCUCAACUUCAAACAUCAGGAAAAGUUGUUUUAGGAGAUGCUACAUUGGGUGCCAUUCACAUUCAGAAGGGAGUACUUGAUCCCCAUUUUGUGGUGGUCAAAGAAGCACUGCUGGAAACCAUAAAGGAAGUAUCAGGAGACAAAUGGAGCGAAGAAUUGAGUGCUGCUUGGGAAGUAGCCUAUGAAGGAUUGGCUGAUGCUAUUAAGAAGGCAAUGAGUUAAACUUGUAAUGAUCUAUAUUUACAAAUGAAUUUAUGAAAUAAGAUUUGUAUUACUAAAACUUGAUAGCCAAGUUUCUAUAAUAAAUAUUGUUAAAACUAUAACACUCAAAUUUCGAUAGCAUAUUAAUUAUGUU